This is a messenger RNA of Podospora pseudopauciseta, 1910 nucleotides long. RefSeq lists its product as uncharacterized. NCBI's taxonomy places the organism in Eukaryota, Fungi, Ascomycota, Sordariomycetes, Sordariales, Podosporaceae. The transcript has 2 exons. The record is from RefSeq and is a predicted model, not a curated record. Bases 744 to 1910 code for a protein of 388 amino acids.
UGUUCUCCAAUCAGGUAUUGUUUAAAUGAGAGGAAUGCGGGAGGUGUUGUGGUUGUUUUGGGGUCGCAGAUGGGAUCGAGAGGACAGGUCGGUCGCUGGAGGCCCAGGAGCUGGUGCCCUGCGUAUAGCGUAAUGCUCGAACUUACCCCUGUGUCCCACUGUCCAGCUGGCAAAGAAAAUCAAGGUGAGCUCGGUAUGGCCUUGUUGACCUUGACGCAGCGUUGGUCUCACCGCAGCCUUGCCCCACCCGAAAUACCCCACACACAUCCCGGCCCGGGAAUUCGCCCUCCACUCCCCGCAUGCGUUCACAAGCUGACUGAGCCACCGACCUUUCUCUUCGAAGAGUUCGCAACACCACGAAACACCGACUUUGGAAGGACCAAAACACUGUUCUCAUCCUCCCAGAGCCCCAGGGGAGUCUCGUGACCAAGUGGGUCCCUUUCAAUGGCGGUUUGGUCAACCACAACAAUAGAAUAAUGCCUUAUUUUUCUUUUCCUAUUCAUCCCAGCAUCAAUAGUAAUAACCGCCUCUCAAAUAGAGGUUCCCUUUUUGCCUAAGACAUCCAGGGACCUCGGCUUCUUUUUGUAACUUGCGAAUAUCCUCACCACUGCUUUUCGCCCCCCGGGUUCCCAUAUCACAUCGUCAAUUCUCCUUCUCUCUCUCUCCAAGCCUGUCGCUCUUCUCCAGAACAAAUCCGAGUUCCGGACCGUUCAACUCAGCGACUAUUCCCUCUAGUCGUCAAGAUGGCUGACUCCAUGUGCGGCCCAUCCAACGGGGCUAAGAACCUGCUCGCGCAUACCGACCGCGAUCGCACCCUGCACCAAGAUCGGCUCGUGAAUGCUCCUCAGGCUGGUCCCGGAGCUUCAUUCCGGUCGCAGAAUGCCGGUCCGAGCAACGCUGCCCAGAGAGCCUUUGAGGGUUUCCAGCAGGGUGGUCCGGUCAACGCUGGCUUUGAGAACGGCCCUCUGCUCCCUGAUAUGAACCCGGCUGCCCUUCAUCGCCCUCCUAUGGCCAUGUCUCCUGCUCCGAUGGCUGCCCGCCUGGCCGCAGAGCAUCAUGCAGCUAUGCGCCUCGAGUCGCCCGCCACCGGUGGAGUCGGGAACCAAGCCUGGAUCAACGAGUUUGCCAGCAUGAAGAUUGCGAACGGCAGUUCGGUCCAAGCUGGUCAAACCCCAGGCAUGGCGAUGAGCCACCCUGGUGUGCCUGUUGUUCAGCAGCCUAUGAUGCUCCCCACCACAGGUGUCAACAGUUUCGCCCCUUACCAAACUGGCAUGACCUUUCAGAGCUACCUACCUGCUCUCUCCGCCCCCAUGACCCACAGCCAACUCCCAGGUCAAGAAGCCACCGCCGCCGCCGCUGUACAAGUCGAAAGCGCCGAGGUCAAGGACGCCUUUGCCGAUCUAUUUGACCAGUACGAGCAGCAAGCCGACCAGCUGACCGACUACCAGCGUCAGGAGCAGGAAUUCGAGCAGGAGCAAGCCAAGUGGAUGGCCGAGCAUGGACCCAAAGCCCUUCCGCCUACCGAUGCCGAGAUGGCGGCGAUCAACUCGGAGAUGGAGCGGAUUGCCGACGAGCAGGAGGAACACGCCCGUCGGAGGGAAAAUGCGGACCUGGCUCGGGCGGCCGAAGACAUCCUGAGGGCUGUUAGUGGCAACAACUCGGACAAGUUCAAGCACUCGAAUUUCUUGGAGUUGAUGAGACGGAUUGCGGCGAGUGAGAUUGUGGUGAAUGAGGAGAAUUUCAUCGAUGCGGAUACGGGGGAGAAGAUUGAGACGGGGGAUUUGGUUGCUGAGGGGCCGGUGAAUGGCGGCGGCAGCAGCGGUGGCGGCAAUCCUGUGAAGGGGGAGAGUGGUGCGGUGGGUGGUGGUGGUGAUGCGCCGCCGCCGCCGACUGCUCCGGCGAGCGCCUGA